AUGGGGCGAGUAGAGCGGUGGGGCAUCGGCGUUCCAGCAGCAGUAGUUGGGGUGUACAUAUGUCUUUGUCUGUUUAUUUCGCCUUCUGUAUGGACGCCCGCAGCUGCACUGUCUUCUUCUGCAGCAGAUAUAUCAUGGGAUGGCCGCAUUGUAGCUAUCGGCGAUCUGCACGGAGAUGCAGAGAAUGCGAUGUUGCUGCUUGAUGCGUUGGGGGUUUUAGACAGAAACACCCGAAAAUGGACAGGAGGAGACACUCUAUUAGUUCAAACAGGAGAUAUAGUUGAUAGGGGGCCUGAUGGUAAGAUCCUCUACGACUUAUUUGCAGAACUUAAGCAACAAGCAGAAGAACAAGGAGGUAAAGUUGUGCAAAUUUUAGGCAACCACGACGCCAUGAACCUCUGUGGAGACUUCCGGUACGUACACCCGAGCGAGACAGCGCAGUUCGGGGGUUUGCACGGCCGACAGUUAGCGUUUUCUGAAGAAGGGAAGUAUGGGUCUUUACUUCGUUCAUUUCUUCCAGCAGUUCGCAUUAAUAAAAUUAUAUUCUCGCAUGCAGGAGUAAGCCCUCCUUUCGCUGCUUUGGGGCUGCAGCGGCUGCAGCAGCUGCUGCAGGAAGAGCUACGAGAUGGGUGCCGACUGUAUCAUCAAAAGCAGCGACUUGAAGGCAGCGGAAUACGCUUAGGUUUAUUUGCAGGGGGUAGUGAGGGGCCCUUGUGGAGCCGUCUAUACACCCUAUCACCAGAAGCUGUUGCAUGCCCUGCACUCAAACAGGCGCUGGAGCAUCUUAAUGCAGAGUUGAUGGUUGUGGGGCAUACAGUUCAAGAAACAUUUCGUCUAGAAACAUAUUGUACAGGAAAGCUUGUUGCUAUCGAUACAGGCAUUUCAAGAUAUGUAGCGAACUCCCCACACGCCUUAGAGGUCACCCCAGAAGGAGAACUCUUCGAGGUGUCUGUACAGCAGAAAUAUCAACCCCAGCAGCAGCAGCAGCAGCAGCAGCAGCAGCAGCAACAGCAGGCUGCUUCUGCAGCAGAUGCAGUUCCUAUUGCUGUCUUCAAACGGAAGCUGGAUGCUGCUACGCUUUCGUUUUAUGCAAAUAAGAAGGAUAAGAAUGCCAGCAAGACAUAUCAAGAAAACAAAGAAACCCUAAACCCUAAACCCUCUGCAGCCGAUGCAGAUGCUGCAGCCGAUGCAGAUGCUGCAGCAGCUGCAGAUGCUGCAGCCGCUGCAGCAGCAAUUGAAGACGAACUAUAG
Messenger RNA from Eimeria acervulina, 1251 nucleotides. RefSeq names its product serine/threonine protein phosphatase, putative. The transcript is spliced from 2 exons. Lineage: Eukaryota; Apicomplexa; Conoidasida; Eucoccidiorida; Eimeriidae. Gene Ontology annotation, molecular function: hydrolase activity. Bases 1 to 1251 code for a protein of 416 amino acids. The record is from RefSeq and is a predicted model, not a curated record.